UGCGUGGAUGUGUGUUUAGGAAAUGAGAGGGGCGUGUGUAGAGUUGUGAAUACAGCCCUCGCAGUGAAGUCUGAAGCAACAGCUGGACCAGCAGUCAGCCUGUCCCUGUGAGGAGCGCCGCAGAUGUUACAGGGCAUCCCAUAGCAUUGGGUCAGUCUGGUAAAGAAGCUUUUAUGAUGCCGUCGCUGUCUGGAGUUCGAUGGACUUUUUUCUUCCUCUCUUUGCUGUGGGAGAGCCCAGAAGCUCAGAGUGGAGAGGUGCAGUGCUCGGUGGCCGGUCCAGUGGGGCCCCAGCACCCUGUUCAGGGUCUGCUGGAAAGGUUCGAAGCAGGCCCGGGUUGUGCUGCUAGAGAACGUGGAAACAAGGAAACUCAUGUCAUUGCAUUAAGAAGAGUGACAAACAGUCCAGAAAACAAGGUGACGGUGCUGAUGAAGCCUUUGUCGCUGUCUCCCUCCCCUCUGAGGGUAGUCCACCUGGUGCUCAUCUCCAAAGUCCCAGUUAUCUGGUGGCUGGAUGCUGAGAGACUGCCCACCAACCUCCCAGUGCUGGUGCAGGUGUCCUCAAAUGCCAGCGUACAGUCCAGUACCCUGCGUUUGCACGUCCAAACGAUGCAUUCUUUGCCUUUUCGCCCCCGUGCGCUGCAUCGCUGGGCUCUGAAGCAUCACGGCAACCUAUCCUCUCUGACGCACUCAUCGCAUGGCAAUCGAGUCUACCUUCGACUAGGAGAGGAUCCAACGCUGCCUCCUGUGUGUCAGCUGCAGUCCAUGUUUAUCUCUCGCAACUACAUGACCUCUGACUUGCAGCCACAGGAAGUGCAGGGCUGCACCCACACGCAAGCAGGUGGGGCCAGCCCUGAAGUCCACGUGAUCAAGCUCCAUUCACCGGGCUCAGGCCUCUGUGGCUCUAUGCAGGUAGAGGUGAGUGUAUCUCUUGUGCCUCCAGUGACCAACUCAAGAGGACACAAGGUUGUCUUAAUUCUCAGCAGCUCUGUGCCGGUCAACUGGGCCAUUGCUGCUCAUGGUGUCCAGGGUCACAUCUCUGUUCAUUCCUCCAACAGUGUGUCUCCACCCUACCCACCUGAGCCUGGCCUAACGGUUGCCAGCACGCUUGACCCUGACCUGUCUAGUAUAUCUGACCUUCUUCUGUGGGCCAGUGAGAGUGGCUUCACCAAGGUGACCUCUUACACUGAGGCUGACCUGGCCAAUCACUUUGUGAUCCAGUUGGCUGAGGGGGGAGCAGAUAAGUUUGCAGUGAUGAAUCCACUGGUUGCAAGGCCUCCCAAGGAAGAAGAGCACAGGCUGAGGCAGUGGCUGAACGGUGGAGGCAGAGCAGGAGGAGGGCAACAGGGUUUCACAGUGAACUGUGAAGGCGGACGCCUCAGCGUGAUGCUGGAUAAAAGCAUCCUGCAGAGCCUGUCUGUCCCGGUGGCUGCCCUGACACUACGUGACCUGACUUGCCAGGCUGAGUCCAAUGGAAGCCAUUUCCUGUUAGUGUUCCCAGUCAUUUCCUGUGGGACUGAGGGCCUGCUUCUGGGAGAGCCUAGAGGGGUGCAGUACAAAAACACGGUGUUAAUAUGGAGUGACAAACCUCAGACCAUCCUUUCCCUCAAUGGCACAGAGAAGUCCAAAGGUCCACUUGGCAUACGUUUUAGCUGUUUUUCUGCUGUCCCUGGCCAUCCCAGCGGUGCUGCUGGUAAUGAUAACGUAAACACUACUCAGACAGAACUGAUCCCUUGGGUGCCAGAAGGUCCGUGGCCCAAUACAGGACUAAGCCACUUCCCAGCACCGAGGCACAGAUCUGGGCCAGUUCUUCUUUUGCAGCUUUUUGUCACAGACAGCUACGAGCAGAGGCGGAUCGGUCCCUGUGUCAUCACUGCUGACCAGCGUGUCUAUGUUCAGAUUUCAGCCCAAGCACCUCUGGCAGAUGUUGUGGAAGUGAAGUCAUGUGUAGUCUCUUCUUUCUCAGACCCCAAAAAAUCUCCCUUCUGGACCGUGAUAAGUAACGGCUGCUCCUCUGACCCCUCACUGACCCUCAGUGCAAAGACAAAACAUGAGCAAGCAGAGGCUGAAGAUAAUGGUAAACUGGAAGAGGAAAUGGAAGAGAUGGAGGGGCUGGGAAACAGCAGAAUUUAUCAAAUAGGUGAAAAAAGAGAAAGUGGAAGAAGGACAGACAAGAAGACCAUGAGUACGUCAGCAGAGGCGGAAAUACAGCCCUUAAGAUUUAGCUUCAUCCUGCGACCAGUUUAUAAUGACUCAAUGCAGUUCCUCCACUGCAGCCUUCGCCUCUGUGUCUCUGACUCCACAAGAGGGGAACCCAUGAAGGAAACCGUAAAGAAUGACUGUCAGGGCAGGCAACGCAUGCCUCUGCUUCUAUAUAGAUCACCCAGGCAUCAGUGUGAGAUCAGAAACCUCUCCAGACCCAUGGUGGUCACCCACCCUAUCAGUUCACUGUCUCCUAAAAUGAGGACCCCUACUGGCCAAAGAAUCAAGAGGCUAAGCGUCACUCCACUGGCCAGACCAGAGCCGGAGCGCAGCGGCUCGGUGGUGGAGGCUGGACCAGUGAUGGGAAUCGUCUUUGCAGCCUUUGUAAUGGGUGUCGCGCUGAUGGGGGGGUUGUGGUGCAUCUAUAAUUAUACAGAACGGUCAGCGUAUUAUAGAGGCCAUUUAACAGACCAGACUCACGGAGAGCACAGCAUCUGGAACCCGCCUUCAGUGUCUGAUCAGUCCUCCAGCUCAGUGUGAGGUACGGCCUGAAGGAUUUCCUCCUGCAAAUCUGAGAAUGGAGAACUGGGACAGAGGUUUUAACAUCUUCUCUGUGUGUGUGUGUGUGUGUGUGUGUGUGUGUGUGUGUGUGUGUGUGUGUGUGUGUGUGUGUGUGUGUGUGUGUGUGUGAGAGAGAGACCAUUUCUCCCCUCUUUGCCGUGCAUCUGAAAUGCAAGAGGCCGGAUACUGUAUAUGCUAAUGUGAAUACAAUGGCGCUUACUCAUCGCAGCGUUGUGAAGAGAGGUGUGACUCAAAGUGAGACUGUGCUUCUUUGUCCCGUUUGAUGAUGCUGCCAACCAUUCAACGCAGAGUCGGUUCAAAAGUGGCAGCGGACUGUCACAUGUGGAGAAACAUUCGUGGAUUUGACAGAAUCUAAACACGGUUGGACUGAGUCACUGAAACCGCAUUGCCAUUGUUGUCUAUAUAGAGAGAACACGAGGUCACAGAGGUGACAGUGAGUCUGCCUGAACAGUCAGCUUUUUUUACAUUUUCAAUAUUUAUGUUAUGAAUCAGCUGGAUGUUAAAACUGCCUUCAACUGUGUGUGAAAUCUGUGUAUAAGUGAAAACUAAGACGUAUUAA
Archocentrus centrarchus (flier cichlid) is the source of this 3342-nucleotide messenger RNA. RefSeq names its product endoglin, like (gene engl). The transcript has 17 exons. Gene Ontology annotation, molecular function: transforming growth factor beta receptor activity; type II transforming growth factor beta receptor binding; glycosaminoglycan binding. Bases 174 to 2741 code for a protein of 855 amino acids. Gene Ontology annotation, biological process: regulation of transforming growth factor beta receptor signaling pathway; cell migration; epithelial to mesenchymal transition. The record is from RefSeq and is a predicted model, not a curated record. NCBI's taxonomy places the organism in Eukaryota, Metazoa, Chordata, Actinopteri, Cichliformes, Cichlidae.